CAUAUUUAUAAAUUAGUUGGACCAGUGAUUAACAAACUAUCAGCUGUUUUUUAAGUGUAAAUUGUAAAAUCAAUGGUACAGACGAAGAAACGGCAUAGGAAGAAUUGGGAAUGGGGAGCAUAGCAUGGAAACAGCUUCUUCUCAACGCUUUGGAAUCUAACACUCACCUUAAACACGUUUCUUACAUGCAACUUGCAACCGUAGGAACCAAUGGAAAACCUUCGAACCGCACUGUAGUUUUCAGAGGAUUUCAAGAUAACACUGAUAACAUCCUAAUUAACACUGAUACCCGUACUCGCAAGAUUGAAGAGCUCAAGCUUUGCUCCUCUGCUGAGAUAUGUUGGUAUUUCACAGAUUCUUGGGAGCAGUUCCGGAUAAAUGGGCAUGUAGAUAUCAUCGAUGGGACAAAUCCCGAUCCGCUAAAACUUCAGCAAAGAGAAAAAUCCUGGUUUGCUAGUUCCUUGAGAUCAAGGUCACAAUAUUUGUGGCCCAACCCAGGACUUCCCUGUCUAAAUGAACAAGCACAGAUAGAAAUAAUGUUGGAUCCUUCUGUAGGUCCAGUUGAUGCUUUUUGUCUUCUAGUUCUAGAACCAGAUCAGGUUGAUUACUUGAAUCUAAAGAGUAACCAGAGACUAACAUUCAGAUCAAGCUUGACUGAUGCAGCAAACAAAAGCUGGAUUGUGGAGAGGGUCAACCCGUGAUUUCUUAUCUCUCAUACAUAGAUUUCAUUGCGAUCAACAAAUUGCAUGUUCUGAGAGUAUCAGAGAGAGAACUGACAGUCAUUUACUGGUAAGAUUUUUAUUUAACAGGAGUCCAGUGUAUCAGCUUUCGUGCCUCGUAGCUUUCUGAGCAAUUGAAUGUUGUAUUUGUUCAAUGUAAACCUAGUAAGAUUGAAUAUGAAUUGGCUUCUUUUGUAUAACAUCUUAAUAUAUGGACAUCUCUUUGAUUUCCAAUAAUAUCAAUAUGUUUUAGUUA
Medicago truncatula (barrel medic) is the source of this 975-nucleotide messenger RNA. Its product is annotated as pyridoxine/pyridoxamine 5'-phosphate oxidase 2. The record is from RefSeq and is a predicted model, not a curated record. Lineage: Eukaryota; Viridiplantae; Streptophyta; Magnoliopsida; Fabales; Fabaceae. Gene Ontology annotation, biological process: pyridoxine biosynthetic process. The transcript has 6 exons. Gene Ontology annotation, molecular function: FMN binding; pyridoxamine phosphate oxidase activity. The coding region runs from base 111 to 701 and encodes 196 amino acids.